CACCGGAUGCGUCUUGAAGCAGCAUCAGCUGUAACAGAAGAUCCCGAUCCUGAAACCACAGCUGAAGGUUCCCUAUCCCCAGAACCAAAGACCAUGGAGCUCUCUGACAGUGACAGACCCAUCAGCUUUGGCUCCACCUCAUCCUCARCCUCUUCCCGCGACAGCCAUGGCUCCUUUGGCAGCAGAAUGACCUUGGUUUCAAAUAGCCACUUGGGCUUGUUUCACCAGGAUAAGGAAGCGGGGGCCAUAAAGCUGGAGCUGGUUCCAGCACRGCCGUUUUCGAGCAGCGAGCUGCAGAGGGACACCCCUGCUGGGCCGCAGAACAUGGACGAGAGCAGUGAGAGGCAGCCCAGGACCCCAUGGAGAGUGGACACAAAUGGGGCGUCCAAAACGACGGCAGACACAGCCACCAGCCCCAAGCUCCUCUAUGUGGAUAGGGUUGUGCAGGAGAUUCUAGAGACGGAAAGGACUUACGUGCAAGAUUUGAAAAGCAUCGUGGAGGAUUACCUCGACUGUAUCAGGGACCAAGCAAAACUUCCCCUGGGGACUGAAGACAGAGCCGCCCUUUUUGGAAACAUACAGGACAUCUAUCACUUCAAYAGUGAACUUCUGCAAGAUUUGGAAAACUGUGAAAAUGAUCCUGUGGCCAUCGCGGAAUGUUUUGUGUCCAAGAGUGAAGAGUUCCACAUUUACACCCAGUAUUGCACCAACUACCCAAGGUCAGUGGCCGUGCUAACCGAGUGCAUGAGGAACAAGAUGCUGGCCAAGUUCUUCCGGGAACGCCAGGAAACUCUGAAACACUCGCUGCCUCUGGGGUCCUAUCUCCUGAAACCAGUUCAGCGGAUUCUCAAGUAUCAUCUCCUUUUGCAUGAAAUAGAAAAUCACCUUGACAAGGACACAGAUGGCUAUGAUGUGGUGCUUGAUGCUAUAGACACUAUGCAGCGAGUGGCCUGGCACAUCAAUGACAUGAAGCGGAAACACGAACAUGCGGUCCGGUUACAGGAGAUUCAGAGUUUGCUCACAAACUGGAAGGGGCCAGACCUGACCAGCUACGGGGAACUGGUGCUCGAGGGAACCUUCCGUCUCCAGCGGGCCAAGAACGAGCGGACGCUCUUCCUCCUUGACAAGCUGCUUCUCAUCACCAAGAAGAGGGACGACACGUUUACAUACAAAGCUCACAUCCUGUGUGGCAACCUCAUGCUCGUGGAGGUGAUCCCCAAGGAGCCACUCAGCUUCAGCGUCUUCCACUACAAGAACCCCAAGCUGCAGCACACCGUUCAGGCUAAGUCCCAGCAAGACAAGCGGCUCUGGGUUCUGCACCUGAAGAGACUGAUCCUGGAGAACCAUGCGGCAAAGAUUCCAGCUAAGGCCAAGCAAGCAAUACUUGAAAUGGAUGCCAUUCAUCAUCCAGGCUUCUGUUACAGCCCSGAGGGAGAGACAAAAGCAUCCUGCGGCUCUAGAGAAGGUUCUACACCCUAUCGGCUCAGAAGAAAAUCUGAACCUUCCUCGAGAUCACAUAAAGUUUUGAAGACCAGCGAAACAGUACAAGACAUCCGAAAGGUUUCUAGAGAGGAAGACUCUCCCCAACGGACUUCGGCAGGGCCUUCUCCUGCCCAGAGGAACAGCCAACCAGGCAGUUCUGCUGUGAGCAGCGUGCUUCGUGGGGGCRGCACCAUCAGAAACAUCUGGACGGAUCACCAGAUCCGGCAGGCCUUGUUUCCCAGCCGCCGGUCCCCCCAGGAGCACGAGGAUGAUGAAGAUGAUUACCAGAUGUUCGUGCCAUCCUUUUCUUCCUCCAACUUGAACUCGGCCCGACUGUGUGAAGAGAGCACUUCAAGUCGCCCUUGCAGCUGGCAUAUGGGACAGAUGGAGUUCUCAGAGGUUUCCAGCUCUGGCCACAGGAUUGUCCGGAGGGCCAGCAGUGCCGGUGAGAGCAACACGUGCCCGACUGAAAUAAGGAGGAGGGACAGCAGUGGCUCUCAGUAUAGUCCCCGAAGGGAACUGCAGAACGGCCCUCAAAGAGAAGGGCAGGAAGGGAUGACUCCCUUUGGGUCAUCUAUAGAGUUGACAAUUGAUGAUAUCGACCAUGUCUAUGAUAACAUAAGUUAUGAGGACUUGAAAUUAAUGGUUGCUAAACGGGAAGAAGCUGAAUUUACUCCCUCCAAAUCAGCCAAGGACUCCGUUCGUCCCAAGAGCACCCCAGAGUUAGCCUUCUCAAAGAGGCAAGCUGGCCCUAGUACCAGUUCCCUACACACCAAAAGAAAUGGCGUGCUCACCAGUCAAGAGGCAUCUCACCAAAGCACUCAGGAGCUCCAGGUGGUAGAGGAAAACAUUUAUGACACUAUCGGGCUCCCGGACCCACCACCUCCGGAUUUCAAAAGCAGCAGCCUUAAGCGGCCCAAGAGGAGCACCUUUUUGGGUCUGGAAGCUGACUUUGCAUGUUGUGACAGCCUGAGGCCAUUUGUUUCCCAGGAUAGCCUCCAGUUCAGCGAGGAUGMUGCGCCUUACCACCAGGGGCCCCCCGACAAUGACUAUUUGAGUUUGCUGUACAACUCCUCCAACUGCAACUUGUCUGUAGCAGAUAAGGCUCUGUCUGAUAAACUGUCUGAAGAGGUAGAUGAAAUCUGGAAUGACUUGGAAAAUUACAUCAAGAAAAAUGAAGACAAAGCUAGAGACCGUCUCCUAGCAGCAUUUCCUGUAAGUAAAGAUGAUGUCCAAGACAGGCUGCAUGCUGAGAGCACCCCAGAACUGCACAGAGACGCCAGUCACUCCACAUCCACACUGUCCCUCCCUGAGAGCCAGGCUUUCCUCACACCUCUGAAAAGCAGGGCCGUCAGAGCUAGCCGGACCAACUACCCGCUUGAAGAAGACCUGAUUUCUACACAAGGCUCCUUUGUGAGUCUUAACCGACUCUCCUUGGCCAGCGAAAUGCCCCCGGUGGACAGCCCCUACGACUCGGCCAACAGCAGCCUGCCCCAGACAGACCCCGAAACCCCUGAUCCUGGGAUGGAUGCCACAGAUAAGACAAAAAGCAGGGUCUUUAUGAUGGCGAGGCAGUACAGCCAGAAGAUCAAGAAGGCCAAUCAGCUUUUAAAAGUGAGAAGUCCGGAGUUGGAGCAGCCGCCAGCUAGUCAGCAUAAACCCACCCACAAAGACCUGGCAGCCAUCCUAGAGGAGAAGAAGCAGGGCGGGCCUGCUAUUGGUGCCAGGAUUGCCGAGUAUUCCCAACUGUAUGACCAGAUUGUCUUCAGGGAGACGCCCCUUAAAAUUCAGAAGGAUGGCUGGGCCAGCACACAGGAACCGUCCCUCCUCAGGGCUGCCUCACCUUCCCAGGGCCAACAUGGUGGCGAGGAUUGGCUCUUGCAUUCAAYUUAUAGUAAUGGAGAGUUAGCAGAUUUCUGUCCCCGGCCAGAGCAAGACUUGAGGUCAAAGUAUCCCACUUUAGAUAUUGGUACCAAAAGUACCCCAAGACAGUUGUCUGCAGCUUGCUCUGUGCCUUCUCUUCCAAUCUCUGACCCUCUCCUGGGCUCCAUGCAGAGAUGCAGUGUGGUAGUAAGUCAGCCCCACAAAGAGAACUCAUGUCAGGGCCAUCUUUACAACUCACUGGGUCGGAAAGGAAUCAGUGCUAAAUCCCAGCCUUACAACAGGUCCCAGUCGUCUUCCUCCAUCUUGAUAAACAAAUCAAUGGACUCCAUCAAUUACCCCAGCGAGAUGGGAAAGAAACAGCUGCUGUCCUUACGCCAAAGUGCACGGUGUGAGAGCCACCAGGAUUUGCUGCCAGGUACAGCUGAUUCAUGUCAGCAGGGUGCCRAAACAUGCUCUGACCUCACACUCCAAGACUCACAGAAAGUUCUGGUAGUAAAUAGAAAUUUACCUUUAAACGCCCACCUAGCCACACAGAACUAUUUUUCCAAUUUCAAAGAGACUGAAGAUGAAGAUGACUAUGUGGAAAUAAAGUCUGAAGAAGACGAGGCAGAGCUGGAGCUACUGCAGAGUCGCAGAAGGAAAUCUGACUCCAAGAUGGCAGAUGCCGACUUCUCUGAUAACGUCUGCAGCAACAACCCACCUUACUCCUUGAAUAGUCCAUGCACUCCCAAAGAGCCCAUAAACAGCAAACUUGGGCUUUCACCGUAUCUGACAGCAUAUAGUGAUUCUGACAAACUGAAUGACUACCUUUGGAGGGGGCCGUCUCCCAAUCAACAAAACAUUGUCCAGUCUCUAAGGGAAAAAUUUCAGUGUCUUAGUUCAAGUAGCUUUGCCUAAGGCUUCUCAGUAAUAGCUGCCUGAAUUAACUUCCUCUUACACUCAUCAAUCACAGAUGCUGAUAGGUUUUGUAUGUAUCAGAUUAAAACAAUUUUGUAAUAACCAGAGGUGUAAAAUAUACUUUCUUUUACAGCACAACUUUUUGAGCCGGCUGACCCUACAGCCAGGAUUAUACUUUAGUGAGUGUCAGCAUUGAAUAAUAUCUUCUUCUCAGAUGCUGAUUGUCUUCACUUUCAUGUAAGUCARUCUUACUUGAAAUUUUUUAGGCUUUUUGGGUAACAUAUUUUUUCCAUAUCCUGACAACUGUGCCCACACUUUAAGAAAUGCAGUGACCCUCUCAAAACCUACAACACAAAGGCAGCAAGGAGACUUUUUCAUAUUUUGAAAGAAAGGAACUAUAAGGCUGUUUUAAAGAAUUAUGCUUGUAGCUGACAUUUUGUUACAGUUGCGACGAGACCCUGGAAUAACUUACACCAGAGAUCUCUAGUUAGAACCCAGUCGUGAUGCCUAUUUUAGGAUUUCCAUGCUGGCAUUCCUGUGUCAUUUCAUUUCGACUCAGAAAUUGUGUGACCAUUGAAAACUCAAAUGUAGAAGGACCAAUUCACUGUAAGUAAAAGCCUCUACCUGUAUUCCUGGACAAGUCCUGAUGAAUGUGCUGCUGAUCAUGUUAAUGAUACGACUUCUGGGAUGAAAUGAAUGAUUUCCUUCAUGGCUUAAAGAAAACAAAUUCACUAAAGCRUAAACUAACUCACUGUUAGAAAGAUGGAAAGACUCAGGGGGAACAACUUGGUUAUCCAUUCAUAUUACAGUUGAAGUGGGGACAGUUUGACCAAAAAAAACUUAUGAUGCCAUUGUGUGUGCCUAACUCUGAUUAGGGAGAAGUAAACCAUAAGCUAAAAAUCAGACAAAGCACAUUAAAAUCACCCUUCCAGAGCAUUGUUCCAUAGGCACCUUCUUGAGUUUUUACUCUGCCAGUGACCUGCUAGAUCCUACCCCAAGGAGUCAUUGCUAAAGGAAAGGGCAAGAACUUAUAUUCUAAACAAUACAUAACAUGUUUUCAUUAUUUCACRGCAUAUGAAAGAACAGUCUUUGGUUACUGGGUUCUGGAUAAUAACAUCUUUUAUGCUAUAAUUGUGCUUUAUGAAGCAUUUCAUUAUGAUAUUAAAUACAAAUUUAACUCCUUAUGGAAGAAACAGAACACCAAAAGCAUCACAUUGUAAAUAAAAAGCAAAAUCAAAGAAGGUUGAGAUAAAUGAAGGCCGAUUUAUUGGUACUUUAUAAAAAUAUUUUAUUUUCUUGAUUGCAUGAAUGCAAUGAGAAUAUUUCCUUGCAGUGCCCUUUGUAGUCUCAAUUUCAGCAGUUAUACAUUCUGUGGCCUUUCUUCACCCUCUGUUUCCUUUAUAAUUUUAUUUUCUCUUUAUUUUAAUUAAAAGCCAGUCAUUUCCAUUUUAAAAGAUACACUGAUAUGUGUGUAUGUGGCCUUUGCACUUGAAGGAAAGCCCUAAUUAAAUCAGUGACAUCUUCCCAUAACUCUUUUCCUCUUUUUAAGUCCUAUCUCUGUUAACUUAAAACAUAAAA
Urocitellus parryii (Arctic ground squirrel) is the source of this 5841-nucleotide messenger RNA. Lineage: Eukaryota; Metazoa; Chordata; Mammalia; Rodentia; Sciuridae. The record is from RefSeq and is a predicted model, not a curated record.